CCGGGCGGCGCGGACGAGUGGAGGGACUUGGUGGUUGAGGCUGGGGAGGCAGCGAAAUUCAUUUUGGCUCAGGCUGGGCUGGAACUCCGGCCUUCCAGUCGCUGCCAGGGUUUGUGCUGAAAAGGAGAAGGCGGCAGUGGUCGCGUGUCCCGGGUCAUUGCGGCUGGGAGAGUCCCGGCCAGAGGAUCUGCGCGUGCCCCGACGGGGCGUGCGGAGCAGGCAAGGAGGAGCUGAACCAUCGCGGAGCGCAGGUUGCUUUCCUGUGGCAUCUUUGAUAUAGUUUCCUAGACUCUACUCCAUGAUUUAACUCAGAAUUUUGAAAUGAAGAUGGAGGAGGCUGUGGGAAAAGUCGAAGAACUCCUUGAGUCCGAAGUCCCACCAAAAACAUCUGAACAAGAGACAGCCAAGGAGGAAGAUGGAUCUGUAGAACUAGAACGUCAAGUUCAGAAAGAUGGUGUAGCAGAUUCUACGGUUCUUUCUUCAAUGCCUUGCUUGUUGAUGGAACUGAGAAGAGACUCUUCUGAGUCGCAGUUAGCAUCCACAGAGAGUGACAAGCCAACAACUGGCCGAGUUUAUGAGAGUGACUCCUCUAAUCACUGCAUGCUUUCCCCUUCCUCUAGUGGUCACCUGGCUGAUUCAGAUACGUUGUCUUCUGCAGAAGAGAAUGAACCCUCCCAGGCAGAAACAACUGUAGAAGGAGAUGCUUCAGGAGUGUCUGGUGCCACAAUUGGGCGCAAAUCUAGGCGAUCCCGAUCUGAAAGUGAAACAUCCACUAUGGCUGCCAAGAAAAACCGGCAAUCCAGUGAUAAACAGAAUGGCCGAGUUGCUAAGGUUAAAGGUCAUCGGAGCCAAAAGCACAAGGAGAGAAUCAGGCUACUGAGGCAGAAACGGGAGGCUGCUGCGCGGAAGAAAUACAACCUGCUGCAGGACAGUAGUACCAGUGAUAGUGACCUGACUUGUGACUCAAGCACAAGCUCGUCAGAUGAUGAUGAAGAGGUUUCAGGGAGCAGCAAGACAAUCACUGCAGAGAUACCAGAUGGACCUCCAGUUGUAGCUCAUUAUGAUAUGUCUGACACCAACUCUGACCCAGAAGUGGUAAAUGUGGACAAUUUAUUGGCGGCUGCAGUAGUUCAAGAGCGCAGUAUUUCUGUAGGAGGCCAGGACACAGGAGCUACCUGGAGGACCAGCGGGCUUCUAGAGGAGCUGAAUGCGGAGGCAGGUCAUUUGGAUCCAGGACUUCUAACAAGUGACAAAACAUCUGCUGGCAAUGCACCACUCAAUGAAGAAAUUAAUAUUGCUUCUUCAGAUAGUGAAGUGGAGAUUGUGGGGGUUCAGGAACAUGCAAGGUGUGUUCACCCUCGAGGAGGUGUGAUUCAGAGUGUUUCUUCAUGGAAGCAUGGCUCAGGCACACAGUAUGUUAGCACCCGGCAAACUCAGUCAUGGACUGCUGUGACUCCCCAGCAGACUUGGGCUUCGCCUGCAGAAGUUGUUGAUCUUACCUUGGAUGAGGAUAGCAGACGUAAAUACCUACUGUAAUACGAUGUCACUGUGUUUCCUCUGCACUGUUACCCUCCACUUCCUCCUCCUUUUUGUGGCACGGAAGUUCAUUGUCAUAGCUUCAGCCUCAGAAGCUGUAGGUGGCAUUUGUAGAAUUGAAACUCAUGGAAAAUUGUCUCCCCCUCCUUUUUUUUUUUUUUCUUCCUUAAAUUAAAAAAGUCACUUAGGAAAAUAACUUAUCAACAGAGAAAAGAAUUUUUCUUUUUUCCCCUCAGUAAGAACAUGAGAAUGAUGUCUUUUAUUAGACAAACUUCAUUUUAUUUGGUGAAUUCUAGUUCUAGAAAACAGCCUUCCUUUUAGAAUAAUAUUUUAAUUACCAGGUAAAAUAGAUUUCAGUUUUUGAAUCUUGUAUUUAUUUUUCUUUGCAGUGAAAUUACUAUCUAACUUGACCACUAUCAGCCCACCCAUUGGCACUCCCACCUUAGAACAUUUGCAUACAUAUCCGUCAGGUCCUUAUUGGCAUCUAGUAGGGCAUGUUCAUUUAAAAACCUGUCCUUUAAAAUGGAAGACAGAAGUUUUACUUUUUUUCUUUUAGCUUAAAUCUUCUGCCUUCUUUCCUGACUUUGCUCCUGGUUGACUUCCCACAAUGCAAAUAAUCGAUGUGCCCCUUUGUGUUUAUAAAUACUGUUGAGGUGACUUAGUUGGUCUCCUUGUUGCAAUAAUCUACAGUUCUUUGGAAAAUGUCUCCUUUGGGGCAGAGGCAUUUCAGAUAGAUAACCCACCAUGAGGUUUUCUGGGCAUCUGAAAUGAGUAUUGAGAGAGAGUGGGAAAAUCUCUCUCUCAACCUUCUUUCCUGGUUUAUUGAAACAGCAGAAGAACUUAGAAACCCGUUACUUAGAUAGAAUAUAAAAAGUUGCAUGGCUUCUAAAGGCCAUAGGCACUUGCAAAUCAGAAGAGAGUGCCUUCUUUCAUAGCUGGUCUUCCCAUAAAGGGUAUAUGACAACCGUUUAACACCUGAGCCGAAGUUGACCUGAUUUGGGUAUUUUUCACCUCUACCUUCUAAAAGUAGAAAAAUCAAAAUAUACCAUAAGAAAUCCAAUGUGAAGCACAUUAAUGGCACUGUAGGUUUUACAGUAUCUGAAAGAAAUAACAAAGGGGUUAUUUCAGGGAAUUCAGGAAAUACCAGCAUUGGAGUUUUGUGGCAUUAGUUACUACCUUUAGUCCUAUAACAUGUUGUAGUUACUAGUGAAUUCUUUUAAAAGCAAUACCUAGAGUUAGAACACUAUGUACUGUGCACAGGAGGAGUGAAGUAAUGUUUGGCUUAGAAGACCUCACCUUUUGUUUUUUACAGUGUGUGUGUUUUUGUUUUUGUUUGUUUGUUUGUUUUUCCUUUUUAACCAUAUGAUGUUGCUGUGGCCCUUUGCCUCCUUUUCCAGAUGCCUUGGUGGCUCUUCCUCAUCCUAAGAGCAUGAGAACCACAGUUUUCAUUAUUCAUUCAGCAAAUGCGCAUUUACCAAGUGCCUGUUCUGUGUAAGGCACUGUGUGGGGUGCGUGCUGUGGGAGCUGCUAAGAUGAAUGAGGCACACCCUGCAUGCGCAUGCAUCGGAGUCUGCCUGGCUCCACCUGCCUGCCCCCCCCCCCCCCUUUUUAAGGACAAGUUUAUUCCCUCACCCGUCUUCCUUCUGCUUUCUGUUCUUCUGCAUAUCCCGUUCUCCAGGGGAGUGUAUUUGAGCAUGUGUUCUUUGAUCUCCAAUAGAUCUCAUUUUAUCUGGCCUCUGUUUUUCAUCGCCUUUUUAUCAUUCAUCAUCUAUUUUUCAUAGAUCAGGCUGUUAAGAUUAUGAACUUCUAGUUUUAGCACCUCAUAUGUCAGUCUCUCAUAUGGCCACAAUUCUAGAAAAACCAAAGAUCCAGAGGCCAGAGCGAAAUAGGACCUUCUGCAAAUUCACUACUAGUAUAUCCCUUGGAUUUUCACAUUUUACUUUAGGGUUAAUUUAUUGAAUUUUACUGUUACACAUCAUUUUGACUUGAAUUAAAAUGCUAGACAAAGCAGAAAUGUACCAUUUCUGGUCUGUGUUUUCCAGGAAAUCAUUGGAAAGAGAAUAGGGUAGAUUAUAUGACUUGAAGUUUUUGCAACUUAUUAUUUUCCCCAUUAUCAGGUCAUAGCCCCAUUUUACAGAAUGUUUUUGCAUUACCUGUUCUUAUGUUAACAGUAUGUUUUGUCUAAUCCCCAUACAGCAGGCAAUUUCCUGUGGCAUACUUUUCUUUAGCCCCUACUAGUCGUACUCUAAAGGGAGAACUUUAUUGGUGUGCUGCGUCACUGUGGAUUGGGAGCAGAGUUGUAACCAAGCUCCUCUUUGGCCUUCUGCUUUAACAUCAGAUUGUACUCCCCCCAACCCCACUCCUUCCUAUUCAAGCACACUGAUGACCUGACUUGAUGUACCAGAUCAGAGAUUUGAAAAUUAAGAUGCAAAAGGCGGGGAGGGAGGAGAGUGGUAGAAACAAAAGUGAACUCUCUUUCCUACUAAAUUGACACUUUUCUUUUUUAACUAUAGAGAGUAGGUAUCAAUUCUUCUUUCACUGCUAGAUCCAAAAGAGGGGGGGUAUGUGGUUUCUGGCACCGUAUUAAUGAUAAAACUCUGUGGUAAACAACUUAUGUGACGUUUGAAAUUUCUUCUAAAAGGAUUUUUUUAAACUAAAGUUUUUCAUUUAGUAGCAUAAGUGGUUCUUCAUAAUUCACAGGCCAUUUUCUAUUCAGACUAACAUCUGUUAAAAUGGUGGACUUGGUCACAGAUUGGUUUAUGCCACAGAUUUGGUUAAGUCCCUCUUCCCCUCCUCUUUGAAACUACAGAGCAGUAACCUAGCUUAUUACAUUAUCAUGAUUGCCUUGUAACGUAAUUGCUGCUCUCCAGUGGGUAUCUUUUCAUUUUGAUCAAAGGGGCCAGACUCAGUGGACUCCAUGUUCUUUACAAUUGAGCAUCCCAUAAACUCUGCUUUCAUUGUUAUCAAUUGUGAAUAUAAAUUAUCUGAUUUGCUAAUUUAGUCAGUUCAUCGUUACUUUUAGCAGAUUAGCACCAUAGGUAACUUAAAAUUAAUGAGUUUGUUGCCUGCUUUUUAUACUGUUUCACAAGGUUUUUGAAAAAGCUGGGGACACAAUUUUGUCUUUCA
Choloepus didactylus (southern two-toed sloth) is the source of this 4662-nucleotide messenger RNA. RefSeq names its product chromosome 16 C18orf25 homolog (gene ARK2N). Bases 322 to 1536 code for a protein of 404 amino acids. Gene Ontology annotation, molecular function: ubiquitin protein ligase activity. The record is from RefSeq and is a predicted model, not a curated record. The transcript has 5 exons. Gene Ontology annotation, biological process: ubiquitin-dependent protein catabolic process. NCBI's taxonomy places the organism in Eukaryota, Metazoa, Chordata, Mammalia, Pilosa, Megalonychidae.